This is a messenger RNA of Salvelinus sp. IW2-2015, 1059 nucleotides long. RefSeq names its product 5'-AMP-activated protein kinase subunit gamma-1. Gene Ontology annotation, molecular function: protein kinase binding; protein kinase regulator activity; AMP binding. Lineage: Eukaryota; Metazoa; Chordata; Actinopteri; Salmoniformes; Salmonidae. Gene Ontology annotation, cellular component: nucleotide-activated protein kinase complex; nucleus; cytoplasm. Gene Ontology annotation, biological process: regulation of catalytic activity; protein phosphorylation. The record is from RefSeq and is a predicted model, not a curated record.
GCUACCCCUUUUAUCCCGUCUCACCCUUUCUUCACGGUCAUGCGCAAUCAGAAGGAAGUACUGUUAGAGGGGGCAAUCGCAAUCUCUCGCGCUUCCGGGGGAGUUCCAGUCAUUCCAAGGCAUCUUUCUCCUCGUUUAUUUCAAGCUAUCAGUCCAGCUAAGUUUAAUAAACAGAUACCUCGGGAAGAAGUCCGGCGUGAGAAGAACGUUUGGUGGUUUUCUUCGCUACCUUACAGGGCCAAGCAAGGACGAGACAGUGAAUGGAAAAUGGAGUGUAUUCCACUUUCUGUUGAUGAUGUGGAUUGUAAAAAGGAGCCACUUCUAGAAGACUCGGAUUAUAAUGUCUACACCCGGUUUAUGAAGUCUCAUCGGUGCUAUGACUUGGUCCCUACCAGCUCCAAGUUGGUGGUGUUCGAUACUUCACUGCAGGUAAAGAAGGCAUUUUUCGCUCUGGUGUCCAAUGGGGUGAGAGCAGCACCACUCUGGGACUGUAAGAAGCAGUGUUUUGUAGGCAUGCUGACCAUCACAGACUUCAUCAACAUCCUCCAUCGCUACUACAAGUCUCCUUUGGUGCAGAUAUAUGAGCUGGAGGAGCACAAGAUAGAGACAUGGAGAGAAGUCUACCUUCAAGACUCCUUCAAGCCCCUAGUCAGCAUAUCCCCCAAUGAAAGCCUGUAUGACGCCGUGUCGUCUCUGCUGAAGAAUAAGAUCCACAGACUGCCUGUGAUCGACCCUCUGACAGGGAACACUCUCUACAUCCUCACUCACAAGAGGAUCCUCAAGUUCCUCAAGCUCUUUAUAUCGGAGAUGCCGAAACCUGCUUUCUUAGGCCAGACUCUAGAGGAACUGGGCAUCGGAACAUUCCAUAAGAUUGCAGUGGUGCGUUCUGACACACCUCUUUACACAGCACUGGGCAUCUUCGUGGAGCAGAGAGUGUCUGCCCUGCCUGUCGUCGAUGACAAUGGACGAGUGGUGGACAUUUACUCCAAAUUUGAUGUCAUUGUAAGUACUGGACAGCUGUGCUACCAAUGAGCCGUAUUUAAACAGUAUAGUCACUGA